Carica papaya (papaya) is the source of this 1422-nucleotide messenger RNA. RefSeq names its product myb-related protein 306-like. NCBI's taxonomy places the organism in Eukaryota, Viridiplantae, Streptophyta, Magnoliopsida, Brassicales, Caricaceae. Gene Ontology annotation, biological process: response to auxin. The record is from RefSeq and is a predicted model, not a curated record.
UUGGACGCUUGUCUUGGCUUCUCCCAAUACUAAAUUGUAUAAAUUUAACACCCUCCUGAACGAAUCCUUGAUAUAUACACAUACACAUAACACAUAUAUAAACAGUAGUCUUGUGUUUAGAGAUUGAAAGAGAGGGAGAGAGAGUGGAUAUGGGAAGACCACCUUGCUGUGACAGGAUUGGUGUCAAGAAAGGGCCAUGGACACCGGAGGAAGACAUCAUCUUGGUUUCUUACAUUCAAGAACAUGGUCCAGGGAAUUGGAGAUCGGUGCCAACCAACACAGGUCUGCUUCGGUGCAGUAAGAGCUGCAGGCUUAGAUGGACUAAUUAUCUGAGGCCAGGUAUUAAGCGUGGUGAUUUCACUGAGCAUGAAGAGAAGAUGAUAGUUCAUCUUCAAGCUCUUCUAGGCAACAGGUGGGCAGCAAUAGCUUCUUAUCUUCCCCAAAGAACAGAUAAUGAUAUAAAGAAUUACUGGAAUACCCAUUUGAAGAAAAAGCUGAAAAGACUUCAAACUGGUCUUGAUGGAGAAAAUCAAGAUGGGUUGUCUUCUUCAUCACAGCAAAUCUCUAAAGGUCAAUGGGAAAGAAGACUUCAAACAGACAUUAACAUGGCUAAACAAGCUCUCUGUGAAGCUUUAUCUCUUGAUAAAUCUACUCCUAAUAAUUUUCUUCAAUCAUCAAAACCUACCAAUACCACUUCAAGAUCUUCUCCUUCCACCUACGCAUCCAGCACAGAAAACAUCUCACGCUUGCUUGAAAACUGGAUGAAGAAAUCACCCAGAUCAUCAUCAUCAUCUUUUUAUAAUCUUCACACCAGGAUGGCGGCUACAAACUCAUCGGAAAACACACAGAAUUCUUCUUCCUUCAAUGAUGGUUUCAUGGGCUCCUGUUGCAGCACAGAAACACAUGGAGCAACUGAUGUUUUUGAUUCUCUUUUCAGCUUUAAUUCUUCCAACUCAGACGUUUCUCAAUCCGUCUCGGCUGAUGAAACAAAUAGCCUGUACUUUCAAGAUGAAAGCAAACCAAUCAUGGAAGGUCAAGUGGGAUCAUCUUUUUCGUUGCUAGAGAAAUGGCUGCUCGAUGAAGCUGCACCGCAAGUUCAUGAAGAACUACUUAACAUGUCAUUAGAAGAUAACGAAGACUUAUUCUAAAAAUAAAACACCAUGAUUAUCUUUCUUUUUUUUUUUUUUUCUCUUUUUUCAUUUUCUUGUUUCAGUUCUUGAAUUUCUUUUUCUUCUUUUUUUUUAAAAAAAUCUUUUCUGUGGGUUUCUUUAGAUGUUUCGUCAGGUGUUAAUUAGAACUACUUUGUUUGUAGCCCAAGAAGGAAGUUUAACAGCCCUUUAAUGGGGAAGAACAGAAAGUGUAAAUUAAAAGGUUACUGUUUCCACCAUGGAAAAAAAAGAUGAAGAAAGUAGUUUAAUCUGU